This is a messenger RNA of Phlebotomus papatasi, 7685 nucleotides long. RefSeq names its product protein Aster-B-like. Gene Ontology annotation, biological process: intracellular sterol transport. NCBI's taxonomy places the organism in Eukaryota, Metazoa, Arthropoda, Insecta, Diptera, Psychodidae. The record is from RefSeq and is a predicted model, not a curated record. Gene Ontology annotation, molecular function: sterol binding; sterol transfer activity. Gene Ontology annotation, cellular component: endoplasmic reticulum membrane; plasma membrane; endoplasmic reticulum-plasma membrane contact site. The transcript has 9 exons. Bases 211 to 2514 code for a protein of 767 amino acids.
AAAUUUAGGUCUUUUUAACUGAAGUAUGUAUUAAUAUAUUUUACAAAACUUUAAUGUUGUAAAGUAGUGGAAGUAUUUGAUUUGAUGUGAUAUAAAUUGAUUAGAUAUUUGGUUUCUUUAUUCUUUUGAGGAAAAAUACCAAAAAUUAUGUUAAAUCGUAAUAAGAUACUAUGAAGAAGUGAAAAUAUCUUCCAUUUAGUGCUGAUUGGUAUGAAUUUUAUGCAGAGUGUGCAGAGCAGGAAUAGAAAUUCAUCCAUGCACAAAGAAACACGAGACUCAUCUGAUAACUCGCCAGAUAACAAAUCGAACAUUUCAGAUACAAAUUGUACCACAAACAUAGAGCGCAAAUCUGUGGAAGAUCUUCUGGCGGGUUCUCAAGAUGUUCUUGGAAGCAGUAUUAGUUCAGCAAUCUCAUUCACCAGUGGCACAGUCCUUCAGGCAUCACCUCUGCUGCGCAGACGGAGUCCAAGUCCUUCUUCCACCACCACAGAUGGCAAUCGCAACAGUAGUAGUUCAAAGGAACACUCCAAAAGCGAAACUCAUCUAAUUGUUCCAGCUCUCCCAGAUCGUCCUGAGGGCGCUGACGAGACUAGAAUUAGGCAGCCGGAAGAAAAACAAAAUCCAAGUGACAUUGUUCCACUUAAUCCUCUUAAUCGUUCAGCAUCGCAGGAAAUAGAACGGCCCAAGAGUAUUUCUAAAGUUUCUGAAAGAGCCAAAAAGAAGUCCUGGUACAGUGUGCUUUAUCCGACCUACAAAUCUCGGUCAGAGGAUUUCAAGAAGCUAUUUAAAGGAGUCCCAGAUGAUGAGCGGCUUGUUGUAGAUUAUUCGUGUGCUCUGCAAAAGGAUAUUCUUGUUCAUGGUCGUCUGUAUGUGUCACAAAAUUUUCUCUGUUUCUACGCCAACAUCUUCCGGUGGGAGACUUCUUUGUCCAUCAAGUGGAAAGACGUAACUUCUAUCACGAAAGAAAAAACCGCUCGUGUGAUACCGAAUGCAAUUCUUGUGUGCACUGAUAGUGAUAAACACUUUCUCACAUCUUUUGCCACACGAGACAAGGCGUACUUGAUGCUUUUUCGUGUGUGGCAAAAUGCUCUCAUGGACAAACAGAUGCAGCCUCAGGAGAUGUGGCAAUGGGUUCACAAUUGCUACGGUGACGAAUUGGGUUUAACCAGUGACGAUGAAGACUAUAUUGAUCCAUAUGAAGAUCGUGAAUUUAUUAAAGGAAAUCAAGGGGACAAAUUAAAAUUAUCCACUGACAGUGUUUCAGAGGAACAGAGCAAUCCAGAGAGUGAUAUGAUGGCAUCUAUCAAUAAUCAGACAUCAAGUGAUCAAGCACCUAUAGGCAAUAUACUUGGAAAAGGGGAGAGUAGUUCAAUGGGGCAGAAGAGACUUCAAAAGGGCCUGAGAAGAGGCGAAGAUACUCCUAGUAAGCACAUUCCAACGGACAUGUCCGAUACCAGUGAUUCUGAACAAGAUAAAAAUAUGGAUCUCACAGAACAGCCAGAGUGUACAUCUAUGCACGAAGGGCGCCAAAUGAUCCACACAAUUCUUCCUAUAAAUGUGGACAUUCUGUUUAACUUGCUAUUCUCCAAGUCAAAGUUUCUUGAGAAUUUUCAUGAGGGCCGCAAGACAACUAAUAUGAUUCAUGGCGAUUGGAUAAUUAAUGAGGAGGGUCUUAAGCAACGCACGGUGACACUCACGGUAGCUCUUGCACAGCCUGUUGGACCAAAGAGUACUGAUGUCACUGAAAUUCAAACAUUGCGUGAAUGCUCACAUUCAGGUCAACUCUAUUCUGUGGACAUUCACUCAUCCAAUGCUGGCAUUCCCUAUGCUGACAGUUUUUAUGCUACAAUGCACUACUGUUUAGUGCGAACUGUGGAUGAUCACACGAUGUUUUCUGUGCAUGCACAGAUUAAAUAUAAGAAAUCCGUUUGGGGAUUCGUAAAGGGUUUUAUUGAGAAGAAUACAUGGAAUGGUCUUGAAGAUUUUUACACAGCACUUGUGAGAGCUCUUCAGAAUGAAUAUUGCAUUCCACCAGCUAAAGCAAAGGGGAGAAGACCACGACGUGGUAAUUCAUCCCUACAAAGGCCCACUGAGGAGCCGUCAAAAGCAAAACAGGUGCCGUUCACGACGAAAGUCGCUAUAAAAGCUGAUAAAGUAGCCGCGACUACCAUUAAGCAUGAAUCACUCUCUUGGUUUGUUAUAAUCCUCCUGGUGACACUGAUACUUCUCAAUGUGAUACUCUAUCUGAAAUUGUGGGACUUGGAGACGAGAGAAGCUGGACGGCAUCGAUAUCCAGAUUUUUUACAAUUAAAAGAUCCACCAAAAUCUCACGAUGAUUGGAUAAAAUUAAUGCAACAACAGGAAGCUCUUCAUUCAGCGGAAAUGGUGAAAUGGCAAAAAGUUUUGCAGAUAGCAGUGGAAUUACUGAAGAAAGUGAGUGUUGUUUGUGAAAAGAUCGUUACGAAUGCAACAGUUCUUCUUCAAAAUAGUGCAAUGACCAAAGAUGAAUUAUAGAAAUCAUAUAAUUCAUGAUAAAUUUCCUCCAUAAUUUUAAAAUUAUAUUCUACGCUAAUAUUCAAAUAUGUCCCCAGUGUGAUGCAAAUUGUAUUUUUUAUGGAGAGAAAAUUGUUGGAAAAUUAAUUAAAAUCUCGCGCGUUGUGAUUCGUAAGCGAUGACAGUGAAAAGUGGAAGACAAAAAUUAUUAAAAAAAAAUAGUAAAAAAAAUCAUAUAGAGUAUUUUAGGAUAUAAAAAACAGUUGAAUAUUUAUUGAGUCAAAGAAUUCCAAUUGAUAGAUUUUGUUUCCACUUAUAGAGAACAAAGAUUUUUUUUUUGGGAUUAAAGCACAAAAUUUAUAUAUACUUAUUGGAUAUUGGUCUAUUUUAAAAGUGCUUUAGCGUGAUCUGUAAAAGUUAAUGUUAUAAACAAGAAAUAUUUGAGCACAAAAAAUUGUGGAUACUAUUUAUAUAUUGAUUUCUUAUGUUGAAGCUGGUAAGAAUAACAUAUGAAGAUCUGAAAAAUUUAAAAAGAAGUGAAAAUUUAAAGUUUAAGCUCAUGCCCUUACAAUAUUCCAAAUAGAGACAUUUGAUAGGUUCAAUAUAGUUUUUUUUUUAAUGUAAAGACUGUAUCGCAUAUUAUAGACAAAUUAUGAACGAACGAAUGAACUUUCGUUGUAAAUUGGCUUUAAAUACAAUGUUCAAUUUGACCAAUUUCAGUCCAUGAGUGUUGUUAAAGUAGCGUAUUCCUUGAAAAAGGGAAAGCUGGUUCAUAUUAUUAAAAACCUCAAGCCCCAGAUGAAUCCAUUCUGUUUUCGUUUUCUCGACUUGUCUCUCAGUAUCAAACACUUCUGUUUUGAGUUAAGCUGUAAUAUUUUUUAAGGGCAUAUAGAAUAUUUUUGAUAUUUUGUUCUAGAGAAGGAAGGGUGGAGUCUACACUUAUGCUUGCAAAAAGUUACAAAAAACAGAUUUCGAAAAAUCACAAACCAAAAUUUAAAUAGUUUUUCUUACACUACCAAGAAUGAUAUUUUUCACUCUAAUGAAAAAUAUUAUAUAUAAUUAUUGUAUUUUCUAGUGUAAAGAGGUUUUUGUUUAAAAAAAAUGGAAAUAUAAGAAAAAAUAAAAAUCAGUCAUCGAUGCGGUAAUUUGAAAAUUCAUCGCUUUUGAGCAUAAAUAUUUACUAUUAGUUGGAGAUUUGCAAAAGUAUCGUGCAUUCCUGCAACCUUUUACUUUGCGUACGCAAAAACGUUAGAAAGAAAUAACUUUAGGCAGUCAGGAAAAAUUAUUUUCUCUGUAGGUCACUGGUGUCCCAAUCGUCCUUAACCCUUUAACGACGGAACACUUUUACGGACUGAAAAUCAACAAUAAAAAUUAAACUGAAACAUAAUCAAUGGAAAGUCAUACAUCUAACCUUGGAAAGUCCAACAGAGUCUGAUUCGGUGUAUUUUGUGCUUCUAUGAACGAUAGGGACAAAAAUAGCCCAAAAAUUUAAGUAAUUUUUCUGACAAUACCAAUGAAUAAUAUUUUUCGCUUUAAUGAAAAAUAUUACUUAAUAUUUGGGGUUUUUCUAUUUAUUGAUAAAGAAGUGGACUUGGCCUGCAAAAAUAAGUUUAAAUUUACCUAAAUCAUAUAUUAUAUAUUUUUCACAUUAAAAAAAUAAAGAGAAAAUCGCAUUAAUUUUUCACAUUAAUGCUAUAAAUCAAUUUAUAUCAAAUUUUGCGGGUCAAGUCUACCUUUUUAUCAACAAAUGGAUCAAAUUUUGAAUAUAAAAUGAUUCAAACACACAAAUUACAUAUUUGGAUUCUCACCAGCGACAAUUAAUGUGAAUCAUAUUAAAAUUUUAAUGUGCAAGUGUGAUAACACAGUAUCUCUUAUAGUUUCCGAGAUAAUCGACUUUAAAGAUUUUCAGUUACUUUUAUGAAUUUCUCAUCCAAUUUUCCUCAUUAAUAACGAUAAUAUCCUUCAUACACUUUAAGAAUUAAUAAACGAAAUUUGCAUUAUUUAUGUAUAAAUAUUGUUCGAGUUUGCCACAAUCGAAAUUUGCAAUGGAGGAAUCGCACCUCUAUAAGCUGAUCUAGGCUUAUCACUGGCUUGUAGUUUUUAUUGCCAAAAGGGUUUUGCAUAAAAAAAUUAUAAGUGUAAAAAUAAAUAAAAUCAAUUUAUGAAUUUCAGAAUUUAAAAAUUCGCCAUUUUUGAGCUUAAAUAUUUACUACAUAGCAAAUAGCUAGAGACUUGCAAAAAAUAUUCUAGAUUCCUUCAACCUUCUACUUUACAAUUAUGUAUAGCCAUAAGAAAAAAAUAACUUUAGGUAGUCAGGAAAAAUUAUUUUCUUUAUGGGAUACCGGUGUUCCAAUCGUCCUUCAAGGGUUAAAGAGUUAAUUUACAGAUAGGGGAGACCGGAGUACAAUUAGCCAGGGGCAGAAAUAGACAGUGGAUUUUUCUUGGUUCCCUUAAAAUGUACCUUGAGCAAAGUAUUUUUUAAUGAAAGUUGGAACACAUCCCCAUAUUCCCAGAAAUAUUUAUAAGUCUGAUCCUGUUAUCCUACAAUUUAGAAGCAUUUUUAUAAAAUGGGUAUAAAACUGCAGUUUUGAUGUUUCAGUUUUUGGACCAGCAUUUGGUUUUCUGAGUUUGUAGUCAAGAUUUCAUAGUUUUACCUCGUUUCUGGUUUCAUAAACCAGUGAAAAAAUAUUUUUCACUUGGAUAAUAAUUAUCCAAUUUUUUAUAUAAGAUGAAAAACACUAAAACAGCCCUCGGGGCAGUUGUAGCCACUCUUCCGUGGCCGGAUAAAACUAUCAAUGAUUUUUCACUAAUACAUGGAUAAUUGUUAGAUGAAAGAGUACUAUUGAUAUUCCAAGCAAUAUUGCCAUUCGGAUGAAAAAUUUGUGAAAUAAAUUUUUUCAGGAUAUUUUCAUCAAUUUUGCCGCAAUUACAAAAAUGUCAUAAAAAAGUCGGCUAAAGUAUUUUUCAUUAGGUUUAAGUUACAUAUUUAGUAUCAGUGGGCUUCAGUGGAUCAAGUGAAAUAACACUUGGUAUUUCCAGUUUUAAAAUUUCGUCUGGAAAACUGGUGGCAAAUAGCACCCCGAAAGUGGCUAAAUCUACCCAGGCCGGGGCAGAUUUAGCCAAUGUGUCAUACUUUUUUCAUUAUCCUCUCCAGAAAAAGCCAAGGAUUUGAGAGCUCUGAACUCUACGGUUUUAUACAGCCAAUAUCUUAAUGCUACUUAUGAAACAUAAAAACAUUAGACAAACUUUAUCAUUUUUUCACAAAUCAUGCGCGAAAAAAAAGCUUCAUUUGCUGGCUAAUUCUACCCCUGUCUCCCUUACCUCUAUCUCGUGAGUUUAAGUAUUCUGCAAAUCUGGGACAUUUUGCCAUCUCUGUUUUACAUUUAGUAUUAUUGUAUAUUGAUAACAAUUAUUGUCCUAAAAAUUUUACAAAAAUUACUGAUAUUGCUCAUUGUUUUGAAAAGCACGGCUUCGGGAAUAGGGCUAAAGGUUUGCAGUAAAUGAAAGCUUUCGUGUAACUUAUUACACGUGUGAAGUUAAAGUUUUCUAAGUGCAAACUUAAUACCAACUACCAACAUUUAUAUUCCAAUUUUCUUUGAAUAAUUGGAAAUUUUCAGGGGUGUUGACUUUCAAAUUAACCCUAGAAUAGGAAGUUGAUAAAAUUACAGAAAAAAAAAACAUUCCACCAGGGGCUUUUUUUCUAAAUGACUUAUUACAUACUUUAGUGAAGUGGUAGAUAAAUGAGGAAGUUAAGUGAAAUUUAGUCAAUUCCAAUUUCAAUGGCUUAAUGAUGCAAGAGUUUCUCUGAAUACUUUCUGGAUGUGAUAAAAGCCCCUGUGAAACCAUUUCUUUUAUUAUACGUUGUACUCAGAUUUACUUCAGCUUCUUAGCAUUUUUGUUUGUCUUCUAAAUUUUUUUCUAAAGUACCAGGAUAAAAUAUAUUUGCUAAUCUUGUGAGAAUCAUUUGACGCUGCCGUUUUGAGGAUUUUCGAUUUUUCUAUUUAGAUUCUAUUUAGAUACAGAAUUUUAAUGUAAAGUACCCUGUAGUCGGCCGGUUUCUCAACUCGGCCAGUGCGACUAAUUAUUCAAUUUACUUAGAUCUGUUAUAAUAUGGUCUUACCGAUUUAACAUUAUAAGGUGUAUUAUAUUAUAUAUAACGUAAAUCAGUGAAAAUUUCAUAGAAAUUGACUAUACAACGUUAAAAAAUUGGUUAAAUAAUUCAACUGGCCGAGUUGAGGAACCGGCCGACUAGAGGGUACUUUGCCUUAUCUACUGUGCGAAUCCAGUAUUUCGUCAAGAGAACUGUUCUGAAUAUUACUGUACAAAAUUCGUUCUCAAAAUUUCCAUAAAAUAUUUUUUUUAUAAUACCAAAUAUAUUUGCGUAUAAUCGGCAGUUUCAUACAAUUCAUUUAAUGAUAGUUUUGUAACAAUUAGGCAAAAUCAUUUUCUUUUAAUUCUAAUUUUAUAAAAAAAAGCCUUUAAAAAUUAAACUAAACUAAUUUAUACAAAAUGCGCUUUUGAUCUAUAGGUCAUUUACAGACAGGUAAUGUUAACGAACUUUUCUCGUUUUUCAACAAUUUUUACAUUCCCUAAAUUUCACCUAUUUGUAUAUUAUAUUCAUCGAAAGGUGUAAAGUCGAUAUACUAUUUAUAUGACUAAAAUUUGAGAUUCUUUAUUGGUUCUGUGGGAGUAAUAAAAUCUAGUACAUAUAAUAUUUCACCAAUUUUAAUUUAUUUAUAAUUAACGAUACAGUCUUUAACAUGAUCUAUAUUAUGAUUUUAAGUAGAAAUUUCUUCUCACACAGUCGAAAGGCAUUUUUUUAGCAUAUUUUUUGUGUGUGCCUCCAGGCUUAUGUAGAAGUAAUAUUUUUUUUUCUUUUUGAUGUGAUGAAUACCUUUCACCUUUCUCAAAUGAAUUUGUAUUGUGUCAUCAUUACACAUAACUACGUUUUCUGAAGGAAAAUUAGACCAGCAAUCAACAGAAAAUGGUUGGAAAUGAAGAGCAAAAAUUUCAUUGUAAUGAGAAUAUCAACAAAAAAAAGUCACCAAAAUAAAAUUGAAAUACAAGUAUAUAGGAUGGCAAUAUAAUAGGUAAACAUCGGAAGUUUCAUUGUAAUUUUUUAUCUGGAGGAGUGAUUUAAAAUUAAAAAAAAAAUAUAAUCAGAAAAAGCAAUUAGUAUUAUUUCUAAAAGA